AUGAUGUACCUGACCCUUGUGGUGGUUAUCCUUUCUGGUGUUGCUUUGGGCGUUUGCAUCCCCAUCGUAGUGAACUACUACUAUGAAGAAGUCAACACGCCUCCCUGGCUUCGUGACCUGGUGGAAGAGCUCUCACGGCGGGAUUCGCGCCGCGAGGAGGAGGACAUCUAUGCUCGUAGCCGCCAUGAAAGCCCACAAGUCAGGGCCCGGCGCAGCCGCAGCACGAGCUCCUCGCGGCGCCGCCGGAGGCGUCGGGAAGAGCUGGCGCAGGCCAUGCCACAUGGGGAGAUCUUAGAGACCUCUGCGGGGGAAGCCGACGUCUCAACCUGUGAUGAUGCCGAGAACAAGGCAAAACUCUCUUUUGUGAAGUUGCCCAAAGUGCCCGUCGAGCACAGCGAGACGUUGAGUAAGCAGAUCUCCUCCGACGAGGCCGGCGACUCGCCGAGCACGGAGGAGCGCUUGCGGGUGCUGCGCCGCGAGUGGGUGCAGACGGUGGGCACCGCGGCACGAGGAGCUGCAGAGAAGCGGGCUUCGGAAGAGAGCACCACUGCAGCGGAGGAUUCCGCCUCGUCGUUCUCGAGUUCUUUGAAGCCGCGACGGGGGCGCUCACCAGAGGAGGUCAAAGAGCAGGGUUCUUCAAAGCGAGCUGUCUCGUUCGACAGCAAAGUUGAGGUGAAGAAUCUAGAGGCGGAGACUCCAACGACUCGUUCUCCCAAGCUGUCACGCAAAGACUCCUCGAGCUCCCCCAAGAAGGAUCAAGGUCGGCGUGGCCAGUUCAGGAGCCGAUCUCCAAAGGUGUGA
This is a messenger RNA of Durusdinium trenchii, 801 nucleotides long. NCBI's taxonomy places the organism in Eukaryota, Dinophyceae, Suessiales, Symbiodiniaceae. The record is from the annotation of a GenBank genome assembly.